Molecule: messenger RNA, 1628 nt
Organism: Drosophila virilis
Lineage: Eukaryota; Metazoa; Arthropoda; Insecta; Diptera; Drosophilidae
Gene: Nprl2
Product: Nitrogen permease regulator-like 2
Biological process (GO): negative regulation of TORC1 signaling; positive regulation of autophagy; cellular response to amino acid starvation
Cellular component (GO): vacuolar membrane; GATOR1 complex
Molecular function (GO): GTPase activator activity
Source: RefSeq, a predicted model, not a curated record
AUAACUGAGUUUCUGAAUGAUCGUGAACUGUUUUGUGGGAGUGAAACGAAAAAUAAUUGCGUCACAGUUCCACGGUAUUUUAACUAAGCAGGAAUAUUGUUAUGUAGAAACUUGAUGGCCUAAGUGAAUUCAGAAAAAGUGCCUGCAGGCACAAUGUCAACAUCAGCUCAGCAAAGAUACCAAGAAGGCUUAAUACCUAUGCAACACACUCAUCUCGAAUAUAAAUGCCUAAAGUUGUGACGUGUUGCGCAGCGAGAGAGACAGAGAGAGAGAGAGAGCGAGAGAGUAAAAGUAUCUGCGCAUAUGCUUCGUUAAAACCCUGGUCAGCUCAAUCGCGAAUGGAAACAUAUUGCGGAUUGGCCAUUUAUUCAACCACAAUACGAAGCUUAUUCGAGGUCUAUGAAAUGCGGUGAUUGCGGCAGGUGCAACAGAUAAGUAUGCACUCCCACACAAAGGAAGGCGGCCCCGGCAUAACCGGCGGCAGCACAGAAGGCAAAAUACGCUGCAUUUUUCUAAGCGAAUUCCACGCCACGGCGGGCUGCAAAAUCAGCUGUCAGGUGCCAGAAAAUUAUAUCUCAAAAGAGGUCUUCGAUGCCAUCAACGUGUACAUUAUACCCAAGCAGCACUUGCAACGCUGCAUUCUAACGGUGAAUGCGAUGGACGUUAAAAUCGUUGGUUACCCAGUCGGCAUACAGGACCAGCAGAAGUAUGCUCGCAAUGCAUUUCUCUUUAAUCUGUGCUUUGUGUGUGAUUCCCGUGCCCGUUCCGUGCAAUAUGAGCCGGUGGUAAAGAAGCUGUCGGAAUAUCUGAUUAUGAUGGAGGAGGAGUCAUGCUUUUUGUCACGCGAGGACGACAAGCAACGGCUACAAAAUAUCUUUGAGACAGUGCUCCGUGAUCUGAAUGAGCGCAAAGUGGCCACCAUUGUGGAAGGCGACAACACAAUCUAUUUGAAAAUUGUCAUGCAUAAGCCGGAUCCGCCACCAGUCAAGGACCAUAUGGUGCCCCUAUUAUUGGCUAAUUUGCGCGAUACACCGCUCGAGAACUGGGAUCUAACUACACAACAGAUAUUGCCCUAUAUCAAUGGCAUUAAUCAUGUGGCUCGCAUAGCCGCCGAGGCGGAUGUGGAAACUGAUUUAGUGAAGUCCUGCAUACAGAAUUUGGUCUACUAUGGCGUUGUGCAGCUGCUGCCCAUUUUGAAGUACAGCAAUGUCUAUAUGACCCAGAAUCUAAAGCACCUCAUACAGAGCACAGCGUUGAGCAAUGCCUGUCGCAAGUACGUGGCUCUCCAGCCGGAUAAAUUGCUGCCCAGCGUGCAGAGAAUCUUUCAGUUUUAUGCGUCCAUGACGCAUGGCGUCACGCUCCGUGCCAUUUGUCAGCGUCUGUGCCCGCAACAUCACAACAUCGAUGAGCGUAAAAUGGUCAUCUUCGGGCUGCAGCACAAGUUUAUACGCUGCAUACAGAAAUAUCCGGUAUUUACCGGAUCGGUGCCAUCUGGUCGCCAGAAGAUGUAUACGGGGCUGAUUAGUUUUGAUGAGAUUUGCUGCAAGACUGGACUUUCUCCGUGCACCAUCGAGAAGGAUAUUGAAAAGGAUACGAAUGUGACUGUGAUUUGGAAGUAGUUAAUUGCG